Striga hermonthica is the source of this 858-nucleotide messenger RNA. NCBI's taxonomy places the organism in Eukaryota, Viridiplantae, Streptophyta, Magnoliopsida, Lamiales, Orobanchaceae. The record is from the annotation of a GenBank genome assembly.
AUGGCGGCCACGAUGGGUAUUUCCUGUUUUCCAUAUCAAGAACUGAGAAAAAGACCUUCCCAUGGCUGCUUGAAAGUUACAGAACCGAUUUAUUCUCGUAAAUUAUCGACAAUAGGAGCUUCGCCAUUUACGAAGAGCGCGUAUUUCUCUUCGAAAAAGCUGAUUUCUACCCUCCCCAGAUGCAGUGGCCCCACAGGCUCGAGCGGAGAGAAAGAUAAAAGCUCGAAUCAAGACAAGACACCUUUCGGAUACACGAGGAAGGAUGUUUUACUCAUAGGGAUUGGAGUUACGGUUGCUGGCAUUGGUCUUAAAAGUGGAUUGGAGUAUGUUGGAAUCGAUCCAUUACAGGCUGGGAAUGUGGUCCAGUUAGUGUUGGUCUUAGGUCUUACGGUUGGGUGGAUUUCGACAUAUAUAUUCAGAGUCUCGAAUAAAGAAAUGACGUACGCUCAACAGUUACGGGACUAUGAGGACAAAGUCAUGCAGAAAAGGUUGGAGAGCUUAACAGAAGCUGAGAUAGAAGCAUUGUUUGAGCAGGUCGAGGAAGAGAAGAAAAGCUUAGCUCGUGGAGGUGGUGCCGAACAACAACUCAGAGGGAGCAAAACCAAACUCCCUCCCCGCCACGUCAAUCGCUUCUGUAGCCCAAGGACCACCGUCAUCAAAAGAGACGAAGAUGGAAAGCACAAAGCCCUGACCUCCGGCCGACAGCUGCACGCAGCCAUUAGCCCGACACCCGUUUCUUGCCCACGAACCGACGACCACCACCACUAUUGCCAUGGCAUCCAGGCAAAAGGACGAAAAUUCACUCGACAUCAACGAUCGCUAGCUCGCCGGAGGAGCAACCAAACUGGAGCCAUCUAG